AUGUACAAUUUUGUAAAGCGCGUCAUGUUUGUGUUGUUCACAGUUUCCAUCGUAGUGUCACUGCUAGCCUUGUACCGGCCUGUUACCACGAUGCGUUUGAGCCCACUCGACCCAAGCUCAUACUCCAAUGCACAUGAGCUUAUCAUACGUCAUGUGGAUCUGGAUUGGACGGUUAACUUCGAUAAGAGCACUAUCUCCGGUACGGCGACUCUCCACUUCAAGCUGACCAAAAAGGACCUGGAGGAAAUUUUUCUAGACGUGAGCGACAUUAGUGUAUCGUCUGUCGUGGCAAAAUCUUCCGCCGGUGAGAUCCCGUUGGAUUGGGACAUUGGAGGUACGGUCGAGAACAUCGGUUCGAAGCUUACGAUCUACUUGCCAACGAAAACGAACGGUGACUUAACGCUGGUGAUCGGGUACGAAACUUCACCCAAGGCAAGUGCCCUACAAUGGCUCACGCCCGAACAAACGUUCGGCAAAAAGCAUCCAUAUCUGUUCAGCCAAUGUCAGGCUAUUCAUGCCCGAUCGAUCCUGCCCUGUCAGGAUACGCCGGCUGUAAAGUUUACGUACAAUGCAACGCUUCAUCACCCUACAGAGGUUACGGGGCUAAUGAGUGCGAUUAAGGUGGACUUCGAACCGGGGAAAUCCAAGUUUCAGCAGAAGACACCGAUUCCGAGCUAUCUGCUUGCUAUAGUAGUUGGAGCACUUGUUUCUAAACCGAUCGGGCCCAUCUCAAGCGUUUGGGCUGAACAGGAGCAGAUUGAUGAGGCAGCGGAAGAGUUCUCUCAAACGGCUGAUUUCAUUGCAAAGGCAGAGGAAAUUUGUGGACCAUAUGUAUGGGAGCGUUACGAUUUGCUGGUAAUGCCGCCGAGCUUCCCGUUCGGUGGCAUGGAGAAUCCAUGCCUAACCUUCGUAACGCCGACACUGCUGGCGGGUGAUAAAUCCCUGGCGACAGUAGUGGCGCACGAGAUUGCGCAUAGUUGGACCGGCAACUUGGUGACGAAUCGAAACUUUGAACAUUUCUGGCUGAACGAAGGAUUCACGGUGUUUGUCGAGGGAAAGAUCGUUGGACGAUUGUCCGGUAAUGCGUCGCGUGAUUUCCAUGCCUUGCACGGCUUAAGUGAACUGUCGGAUUGUAUUAAAACCCAGUUAGCUGAUACGCCCGAACUAACGAAACUGGUUGUUGAUCUUUCCGAAUGUGGACCGGAUGAUGCGUUUUCAACCGUUCCGUACAUCAAAGGUUCAACCUUCUUGCGCUAUCUGGAAGAUCUGCUGGGCGGACCAUCAAAGUUUGAGCCAUUCUUCCGCGCUUACCUGAACCGCUUCAAGUAUCAGUCGGUGCUUACGAACGACUUCAAGCAGAUGCUGUACGAGUGGUUCCGCGAGGACCCCAAAAAUGAAGUGCUACUCGAGCGCAUCAAUUGGGAUUUAUGGUUGUUCGGCGAAGGAAUGCCACCGGUCAUACCAAGCUACGAUCGAUCGAUGCUGGAGGCAUGUCUGGCACAUGCUGCCCUAUGGGCGGAAAAUGAUUUGGACACGAUAAAAAACUCGCCACUGCUAAAGCAACAACUGGCCAGCGUGCAAUUGAUCGAGUUUCUUGCCCAAUUACUCGAGAAGAAAAAGAUCGUUGAUCUGACGGCCGAAAAAAUAGCGCUGCUCGGCGAAACGUACGGAUUCAGCACGACGAAGAACGCCGAAUUACGCUUCCGCUUCGUACGGCUAUACAUUCGUGCACGGUUGAUUGACAAAAUGGAUGAAAUUCUUGCCUUUGCCAAUAGUAACUUCCGGAUGAAGUUUGUACGCCCGGUUUACAAGGAGUUGGGAGCGUGGCCACAGGGACGACCGAUUGCCAUAGAGAACUACAACCGAGUAAAGGAUCAGAUGAUGACCGUUUGCGCGUACACGGUGGCUAAGGAUUUGGGCAUUUCGGAUGCAUUGGCAUAA
Molecule: messenger RNA, 1941 nt
Organism: Anopheles marshallii
Lineage: Eukaryota; Metazoa; Arthropoda; Insecta; Diptera; Culicidae
Product: leukotriene A-4 hydrolase
Exons: 7
Coding region: 1-1941 (646 amino acids)
Biological process (GO): proteolysis; peptide catabolic process
Cellular component (GO): cytosol
Molecular function (GO): zinc ion binding; epoxide hydrolase activity; metallopeptidase activity
Source: RefSeq, a predicted model, not a curated record